Messenger RNA from Strongyloides ratti, 1278 nucleotides. Its product is annotated as Unconventional myosin-XV. The transcript has a single exon. The record is from RefSeq and is a predicted model, not a curated record. Lineage: Eukaryota; Metazoa; Nematoda; Chromadorea; Rhabditida; Strongyloididae. Bases 1 to 1278 code for a protein of 425 amino acids.
AUGGGUUCACAUACAAUUCAACAUAACAUAAAAAUCGUUGAACAUCCUCCAUCAGAUUUAAAUACAGAGUUUAAAAAACCAGAAAUAAUUUCUCAACCAUCCAAUGAUGAUGAUUAUUAUUCUACAAAAAAAAGAGAUGGUUUAAAACAACGUUCAAAUUCAUAUGAAAGAAAUGAUUUCCCGUUUCGUCAUGAAAAUUAUUUCCACUCAAGAGAUAAUUCACAAAAUUUUAAUCAACAACAUGAAAAUUAUUAUCAUGAUAGAAAAAUGUUUCCAUCUCAAUUUUCAACACUUCCUAGAAGAGUAACUUCAACUGGAAUACCAGGACCACAUCCUGAUUAUUAUCCAUCCAGAAAUUUUUAUGAUAAAGGAGGAUUUAAUAGUUCUUUUGAUGCUAGAAAUAAUCAUUAUAAGUCACAACCUUUAAAAUCACAAGAUUACUCACCUAAAAGACAUUUUGAUGAAUUUGGUGGUACUGAUAUUUAUAAUAAAAAUAAUGAUUAUGGAUAUCAUGGUCGUGAUACAGGAAAUAUUGAGGAAGUAUAUGAUAAACAAGUUAAAAUGUCAAGAAGUAUGUCUGCCAUACCAACAAAUGGUAUGAGAUAUAAUAGAGAUCAAGCAUACUACUAUCCUCCAAAUGAUUAUCCUCCUUUUAAUUCUGGUACUAUAAGACAACCUAGUAGAAAAUAUAUUGAAGAUGGUAAAACAUUUAGUAGUAGUAGACAACAAUCUGGACCUUUGCCAAAUUAUCAAUAUUCUAAUUCUGGAAUAGGUGGCGGAGGACAUUACUAUCAUAGUAAUAAUCGUUAUGAUAAUUAUCAUGAAUCAUCUUAUGGAACAAAAAAUGGUGAAGUAAGGAAGUAUGAUCAACAAUCUCUUCCAUAUGGACCAUCAAAUAUGGUAGUAACAUCUCAACAAGAUAGAAAUAAACAAAUUUCAAAUAAAUCAACUAAAAUUGGUAGUAGACAAAGUAAAUCACAAUCUAUGAAACGUCAAAGUAGAUGGGCUUCAUCAGGUACAGCCGCAAAUAAUGGAUAUUUUGAUCAAAAUGAGAUAAUAGGAUAUGAUAAAGAUGGUAGACCAAUAAGAAGACAAAAACAUUAUAAAGUAAAUUGUUGUUGUUUUACAUUUAAAUGGCCACUAUGGACAGUUGAACCAUGUCCUCCACCACAAAGAAUGUAUGGACCACCAAAUUUUGAACAUUCACAAAAUAUUAAUAUGCAUGAAAAUUUUAAAGAUAAUAAUGUUCAAUCUUAUCCUCGUCAGCCAUAUAUCUGA